Molecule: messenger RNA, 1916 nt
Organism: Salarias fasciatus (jewelled blenny)
Lineage: Eukaryota; Metazoa; Chordata; Actinopteri; Blenniiformes; Blenniidae
Product: inositol-tetrakisphosphate 1-kinase-like
Exons: 11
Coding region: 158-1144 (328 amino acids)
Biological process (GO): inositol trisphosphate metabolic process
Cellular component (GO): cytoplasm
Molecular function (GO): magnesium ion binding; inositol-3,4,5,6-tetrakisphosphate 1-kinase activity; inositol-1,3,4-trisphosphate 5-kinase activity
Source: RefSeq, a predicted model, not a curated record
UGACUUUAUUGGAUGGCAUCAACGAGGAAGUGGAGCCACUGCACCAGUCGGACUGGCCCCGGAGGGUUUUCAACAUGGACUCGGUGGCAAACUGGCUUUUUGGAGGCAGGUCAGAGGACGUGGAAAGGGAGGGGCAGACCCAGGGUCCCCCAGCCCGAUGUCAGUCCGCAGAGUGGGUUUCUGUCUGAGCGAUAAGAAGCGCAGGAGGAUGAAUCUGGACGCUUUCACCGACUUCUGCGCGAGUCAUGGAGUGGAAGUGGUGGAGAUCGACCUCACGCAGUCGCUGGGACCUCAGGGGCCGUUUGAUAUCAUCAUCCACAAACUGUCCGACGUGAUCGUGGAGGCCGAGCACGACAGCCAAUCACAGCAGCUCCUGGACAACUUUCAGAGCUACGUUUCAGCUCAUCCCAGAACCAUCCUGCUGGACCCGCUGCCCGCCAUGACCCAACUCCUCGACCGCUUCGCCUCCUGCCGAAUCAUGAGCAAGCUGCACAAUUCGCUGCGGGACUGGUGCAUCUGCAGUCCUCCUUAUCUGGAGAUCCACAGCGCCGCUGAUCUACCGUCCGUCCAGCAGACUGUCAUCAGCCGGGGCUUAAGCUUCCCACUCAUUUGUAAAACCAGAGUAGCACACGGUUCACUUUCUCAUGAGAUGUCUCUGAUCUUCAGUGCGGACGGUCUGGCUGAUGUUCAGCCUCCCUGCGUGCUCCAGAGCUUCGUGAACCACGGGGCAGUUCUGCACAAAGUGUAUGUGGUCGGAGACAGACACUACUGUGUGGAGAGGCCCUCCAUCAAGAACUUUCCUCCUGGACCCUGUGACAGGGAAACCAUCUUCUUCAACAGCCAUCAAGUGUCCAAACCAGAGUCGAAUUCGGACCUCACAGCUCUGGAUGAGAAUGUGCCGUACCUGCCUCCUCCCAGCUCCGAGGCCGUGGCCGCCCUGGUCAAGGAGCUCCGGGUCCAGCUGGGCAUGGCUCUGUUCGGCGUGGACGUCAUCAUCAACAUACACACACACACGCUCACCGUCAUUGACAUUAACAUCUUCCCAGGUUAUGAGGGAGUGCCCCAGUUCUUCUCCUCUUUGCUCAGCCACAUCAAGACGCUGCUGGAGCAGCACAGCUCCGCAAUGAACCCGGCCUCCGACUAGAAGCAGCAGCUGCUGCUUGAGUGGCUUCAAAAGUUCCAUCAGUGUUUCACAAACAGAUGAACAAAAAAGAAUUAUGAGGUUUAGUUUUUUUUUUUUUUUUUUUAAUUAAGUUAUCUGGAACUGGUCUUGCCCACAGUAAUAACUUUGUGCUGCUGAUUUCCACAAAACAAGCCAGACAACAGAGUUUGAUACACUUUCUGUUUAUUGAUCGACAGGUAGCGUAGAAGAAGAUACAGCAGGCACAAAAUACAGCACUCUGAUUGGCCAGUAAUAUUACAAAUGAUGUUUUAUUUUUAUUUUUUUUCCUAUUCGAAAUGUCCUCUUUGCCCAAACAUGUCCCCGCUCACCCCCACCUCCCUCUGCAGACAUUUCUUUCUUGCUGGUUUGUACGGUAUGUUUUGCAUUUUGUGGAAACAUUUUGCACUUCUAUAGAAAAAGGAAAAAGAAAAAAAAACAACCAAUACAUUCAUUUUUCAGUUAUUCUUCAGUGAACAAACAUCUGCUCUUUGGAAUAGACAUUAAUACGCUGAUAGGUGUUGACUGAUAAUGUGUGUUAUUGUUGUGUUUACACAAGCCGACCAGCCACUUUGUGUGUAGAUCACAUAAAUGUACGCUAAAUCCUGAAUGUGUAGAAAAAGGAGAGAUUAUAUUUGUAAUAUGAGUACUAUAUGAUGCACUUUGACUACAUAUUAAAAUACCUUACAUAAUUUAUUACUUGGCUAAUUAUUGCAUUCACGUGUGCUGUAUUCUAUGUCGUCUUAUUGCAGUAAAA